Messenger RNA from Eucalyptus grandis, 2194 nucleotides. Its product is annotated as ankyrin repeat-containing protein ITN1-like. The transcript is spliced from 4 exons. Bases 1 to 1857 code for a protein of 618 amino acids. Gene Ontology annotation, cellular component: plasma membrane. Gene Ontology annotation, molecular function: protein phosphatase 1 binding; protein phosphatase regulator activity. The record is from RefSeq and is a predicted model, not a curated record. Lineage: Eukaryota; Viridiplantae; Streptophyta; Magnoliopsida; Myrtales; Myrtaceae.
AUGCAUCCUAAAAUGUAUGAGGCUGCAAAGUCAGGACACUUUCUUUCCCUAACGACAAUAAUUUUGGAAAAUGGAGAGGAACUUUUCCACCAGACAACGCUAAAGGGGAACAACAUUCUUCACGUUGCGGCUCAAUACCGGCAGAUAAAUUUCAUCCGAGAUCUUCUUCAACAUCCAUCGAGAUUGUCCCUUCUUCAGCAAGGUAACUGCAAAGGAGACACCCCCUUACAUGUUGCUACUAAAGUAGGAAGCCGUGAAGUUGUUCAAGUUUUCACUGAUCAGGCAAAAGCACUGCUUCAACCUAAUGAAUACAAAGAGCUACUUAGGAGACCGAAUUCAUAUAAGGAUACCUCGCUGCACUAUGCAGUGAGAGGAGGUUGCAAGGGGGUGGUGGAGUUGCUGAUUAAAGAAGAUCCUCAACUAUGUGAUAUUACUAAUGCUGCUGAUGAGUCCCCGCUUUAUCUCGCAGCACAUCAAAAAUGUUCAGAUGUCAUUGAGCCAAUUUUAUGCGCUAACUCGUCGCCAUCCUCUCACAAGGGCCCUAAUGGACUGACAGCUCUGCAUGCUGCAGUGCACUUCGAACUACCAGAGUCUAUACUUGCUCCAAUGGCUGUGUCGGAAGCCAAAAAUGGAAAAGAGGGAAUGGAGAGGGACACUAGAGGAGUGGAAAGACAAGAAGUAGGAGAGUUGGAGGGAAAUCUCGGACAAGAGACCAGAAAUGAUCGAGAACAAGAUGAUAUAGGAUGGACUCCUCUCCAUUUUGUCGCUUGCUUUGGCAAAGGCGAAACAAUUCGACUACUCCUACAAUAUGACAAUUCUGUAGCAUAUGUUGUAGACAAAGAGGGGCAAUCAGCUCUUCACAUUGCAGCAUUUCGAGGCCAUGUCAAUGUGAUUGACGAGCUUCUUAGAUCCUGUCCUGAUCCUUGUGACAUACUGAACACCAAAUGGCAAACAGCUCUUCAUGCAGCUGUUAUCGGAGGACGAGCAAAUGUUGUCAAGUACAUAUUGGGGAUGCCAAUCCUAGAGGAUUUAAUCAAUGAACAAGACAUUGACAGAAACACCGCUCUCCAUUUGGCUACACUUCAUAAACAGUACAAGAUCAUAUACUUACUUGCACGAGACAAGAGGGUGGACCAUUUGGCCACAAACAAGGAUCAUUUGACUGCCAUUCAAAUUUUUCAAGGUCAUAAAGAGGUCGGCUACAAAGCUGCCAAAGUUGAACAUGUGUUGCAACGAUCUAGUGCAAUCUCGGGUUGUCAAGGCUGGGUUAUUGAACAUGUUAAGAAGAGGUUAGACCAUCAAUUUGUUGAGGAUCUACCAGCAAUGUCUAUCACCGACCGAGAAAAUCAUAAAUCGUCAAAAGAAAAAAUAAUUGACCUUCAAGUUCUAGUGGCAGUGCUCAUAGCCACAGUCACCUUCGCAGCGACCUUUACGAUGCCCGGAGGUUAUAACAAUGAUGGACCCAACUCAGGAAUGCCUACUCUUGCUGGCAGGGCAGCUUUCAAAGCCUUUGUUAUAUCUAACACUACUGUAUUCAGUUUAUCCAUCCUGGCGAUAUUCUUACAAUUUGAUAUUUCUACGUUGGGCGCUCGCCAACAGGUGAGAUAUUAUUUCACCGCCAAAAAUUGCAUUGUUGUUGCGAUAAUCGCGAUGGGGCUAGCCUUUGCUUUGGGUACGUAUGUAGUCUUGACCAGAACUGUCGGGAUUGGAAUCGUUCCUUAUGUCAUGCUUGGAUGUCUCGUGAUUAUAUAUUUAAUCGGUGCUUACCUGGAACCCGAGGCCCCUGCUUUCUGGGGGCUGCGUGGACCUUCCAGAGGAUACGUCCGAAGCUUAUUGUUUGAUUAUGGGUUCCUCUAGGAAAGCUGCUAAAUAAGUUGGGCCUGUCGGUUCUAUAGUCCCGUAACCUUGUGCACGUGAAAUUUUCUGUUUGCUUCGUCAGCUGUCGAGUUCGAGCACUUGUAUGUUGGCUGUCUAAUUCAAAACCUCUUACUGCCGGCCCGUUGGAUUGCGUGCCGGAAAAAUUGCCAUGCUCAAGAUGACUGGAGCGCUGCAAAGACCAACAUGUUUUACUUCUCGUGCGUGUGAAGGAUGUACUUGGAUCAAAAAAAAAAAAAAAGAAGGAUGUACAAGUCGAUUGAACAUCAAGUUGGAAAUGUUUGGUGAUAAUCGUUAGGUUGAAACGAAAGUGUUGGAG